AUGGUCUACUACUGUUCACAAGGAGACAACAAGCCAGGGAAAAUCCCAGAAGCUGACUCCUUUCUUCAUGAGUUAAUCAAAGCAAUUGUCAUGGCCGCAGAACUCACAGAAGUUACAAAGCAGAUUGCUUUUUCAGGAAACACCAAUGCAGACAGCGUGGUGUAUUACAAACUUCAGCACUCCAUCAAAGCAAGAUUUCUGCGGUUUGUCCCUUUGAACUGGAAUAAUAAUGGCCGCAUUGGCAUGCGGAUUGAGGCCUAUGGCUGUGCUUACAAGUCCGAGGUGGCCGAUUUCGAUGGGAAGAGUUUCCUGCUCUACAGAUUUAACCCCAAGGCCGUGACAGCACUAAAAGACAUAAUUUCUCUGAAGUUUAAAACUAGCCAAAGAGAUGGGAUUCUGCUCCACAGAGAAGGACAGAAUGGAGAUCACAUCACAUUGGCAUUAGCUAAUGGAAAGCUUUCCUUACUCGUCAACAUAGGUGAUGCUAAAAUGUAUUCUGCUGAUGCCCAGAUAAAUAUCACUCUGGGCAGCCUUUUGGAUGAUCAGCAUUGGCAUUCAGUCCUCAUUGAACAUUUCAAUAAUCAAGUGAACUUUACAGUUGAUAAACACACUCACCAUUUUCAUGCAAAGGGAGAAUUCAAUUAUUUGGACCUUGAUUAUGAGCUCAGCUUUGGAGGGAUUCCAGUGCCUGGAAAAUCAGGGAUAUUACAAUGGAAAAACUUUCAUGGAUGUUUUGAAAAUCUUUAUUACAAUGGUGUGAAUAUUAUUGAUUUGGCCAAGAGACAUAAACCUCAAAUCAACAUUAUGGGCAAUAUAUCUUUCUCCUGUUCAGAGCCCCCAGUUAUUCCUGUCACCUUUUUGAACCCCAACAGCUAUCUAGCAUUGCCAGGUACAUCAGGCCAAGACGACAUUUCAAUCAGUUUUCAGUUUCGGACCUGGAACAAUGAAGGCCUUUUGCUGUCAAGUAAACUAUAUCAGACUUCAGGUGGCCUCCUUAUGUAUCUGAGUGAUGGGAAGGUUAAAUUGAGCCUGUAUAAGCCUGGAAAGGGACAGACCGAUAUCACUGCAGGUGCUGGGCUGCAUAAUGGACAGUGGCAUUCGGUUUCAUUGUCAGCUAAAAAGAACCGUGUAAGCUUAAUAGUAGAUAAUGACGCAAGCUCUUCCUCUCAUGCAUCAAUACCGAUACAAAUCCUUUCGGGAAACACUUACUACUUUGGAGGAUGUCCUACUAAUGCCAACAGUUCAGAAUGUAAAAAUCCAUUUGGCAACUUCCUUGGAUGUAUGAAGCAAAUUUCCAUUGGGAACAAUGCAAUAGAUUUAAUUUCAGUCCAACAGAACUCAGUAGGAAAUUUCAGUGACCUCCAGAUAGACCUCUGUGGCAUUAUAGACAGAUGUCUGCCUAAUUACUGUGAACAUGGGGGUGAAUGCUCUCAGUCUUGGAAUAGUUUCUACUGCAAUUGUGCAAACACAGGUUAUAUGGGGGCUACAUGUCACUCAUCUAUUUAUGAGCAAUCUUGUGAAGCCUAUAAGCACAGAGGGAACACUUCAAGCUUUUACUAUAUUGAUUCAGAUGGGAGUGGUCCCUUGGGCCCGUUUCUUGUAUACUGCAAUAUGACAGACACCACUUGGACAAUCGUUCAGCACAAUAACACAGAGUUAACAAGAGUCAAAAGUGCUAAUCGAGAGAACCCCCACACUGUGUUCUUCAAAUAUGCUGCCAGCUCAGAACAGCUUCAGGCUACAAUUAACCAUGCAGAACGCUGUGAACAGGAGCUUGCUUACCACUGCAAAAAGUCACGGCUUUCAAAUAAGCAAGAUGGAAUUCCAUUCAGCUGGUGGAUUGGAAAAAUCAAUGAGACUCAAACUUACUGGGGAGGUUCUGCACCAGAUGUUCAGAAAUGUGCUUGUGGAAUGCAAGGAAGCUGCAUUGAUUCUCAGCACGACUGCAACUGUGAUGCUGACAGAAAUGAAUGGACUAAUGAUUCAGGACUCUUGUCCUAUAAAGAACACCUGCCAGUAACAGGACUCUUCAUCACUGAUACAGAUCGACCAAAUUCAGAAGCAGCUUACAAAUUGGGGCCGUUACUUUGCCAGGGUGAUAGAGAAUUUUGGAAUGCAGCCUCUUUUAACACUGAGGCCUCGUAUCUUCAUUUCCCCACUUUUCAUGGAGAACUUAGUGCAGAUGUGUCAUUUUUCUUUAAGACUACAGCUUCCUCUGGAGUGUUUUUGGAGAAUCUGGGAAUUAAAGACUUCAUAAGGAUAGAACUGCAUUCACCAGCUGAAGUGACUUUCUCCUUUGAUGUGGGCAAUGGGCCGAAUGAAAUCACAGUGCAGUCACCCACUCCCUUAAAUGAUAAUCAGUGGCACUUUGUGAAAGCUGAAAGAAACAUCAAAGAAGCAUCACUGCAAGUGGAUCAGCUCCCUCAAAGGACUCAUACAGCUCCAGCUGAUGGGCAUAUCCGUUUGCAGCUCAACAGCCAGCUCUUUGUUGGUGGGACAGCGUCAAGGCAGAAAGGAUUUUUGGGCUGCAUUCGUUCUUUACACUUGAAUGGAGCAGCACUUGACCUGGAAGAAAGAGCAAAAGUUACCCCAGGUGUAAAACCAGGUUGUCCUGGCCAUUGUAGCAGCUAUGGUAACUUGUGUCACAAUGGAGGAAAAUGCACAGAGAGACACAGUGGAUUCUCUUGUGACUGCACUUUCUCUGCAUAUGCGGGGCCAUUCUGUACGAAAGAGAUCUCUGCAUAUUUUGGAGCCGGCUAUUCAGUGACCUACAACUUUCAUGACACCUACAGCUUGGCUAAGAACUCCAGUUCCCAUGCUGCUUCUUUCCACCCUGAUAUGACAUUGAUCAGAGAAACAAUCGCUUUUACCUUUCGAACUACGCGAAUUCCAAGCUUACUUCUUUAUGUAAGCUCUUUCUACAAAGAGUAUCUUUCCAUUAUUCUUGCCAAAAAUGGAAGUUUACAGAUUAGGUACAAGCUAGAUAGUCAUCAAGACCCUGACAUCUUUAGCAUCAAUUUCAAAAGCAUGGCCGAUGGGCAGCUUCACCAUGUGAGGAUUAAAAGAGAGGAAGAAAAGCUAUUUGUGCAGGUGGACCAGAAUGAAAGGAUGAAAUUCUUUCUGUCUUCAGAUACACAGUUCAAUGCAAUCAAAUCACUGACACUUGGCAAAAUCUUAGCAGAGAAUAGUGAUGUGGACCCAGACACCAUGAAGGCAAACUCUCAGGGGUUUAUAGGAUGUCUCUCUUCAGUGCAGUUCAACCAUAUUGCUCCUCUGAAGGCUGCGCUGGAUCCUUCCAGCUCAGUUCCAGUCACCGUGAAAGGACAUCUUACGGAUUCCAACUGUGGCACUUUAACAGGAGCCGACACAACCUCAGGAGAAACAACCCAUUCACUUGCAGAUCAUUCGGGACCAAUAGAUGAGGGAGAGCCUUUAGCUAAUGCUCUAAGGAGUGACUCUGCAAUAAUUGGAGGUGUGAUAGCUGUUGUGAUAUUCAUUCUGCUCUGCAUCGCUGCCAUCGCAGUACGGAUUUAUAAAAAGAAAAGUGUAUAUAAAAAAAAGGAGGUGAAAGGUUCGGAAAAUGAGGAUAGUGCUGAGACUGCCCUGAAAAGUGAGCUCAGCGUGCAAAACACAGUCAAUGAAAACCAAAAGGAAUACUUCUUCUGAUUCACCUUUACAAUUUUGAAAUAAUACAAUUCAGAAUGAUAAUGCGACCGUCUGACUUUUCGCUAAACUGGGGGAUCUCAAUGGACACGAGAAAAGGGAGGAAGGG
This is a messenger RNA of Pogona vitticeps (central bearded dragon), 3772 nucleotides long. Lineage: Eukaryota; Metazoa; Chordata; Lepidosauria; Squamata; Agamidae. The record is from RefSeq and is a predicted model, not a curated record.